Messenger RNA from Scatophagus argus, 1713 nucleotides. RefSeq lists its product as uncharacterized. NCBI's taxonomy places the organism in Eukaryota, Metazoa, Chordata, Actinopteri, Scatophagidae. The transcript is spliced from 7 exons. Gene Ontology annotation, cellular component: extracellular region. The record is from RefSeq and is a predicted model, not a curated record. The coding region runs from base 74 to 1354 and encodes 426 amino acids. Gene Ontology annotation, molecular function: cysteine-type endopeptidase inhibitor activity. Gene Ontology annotation, biological process: negative regulation of endopeptidase activity.
GCAAACACAAGAGAACAAACUUCACUUUAAAUCUGCUCUGUACUUUAGCUUCCAUCUGAACACUGUGGGCACCAUGGAGAAAUCCAUCUGCACAUUAUUACUGCUAUUAUCUCUGCUAUCAACUCUCACUGUGCGUGUGCAAGGUUUUGCGCUGGCACCCAUUGAACUCGCUCCCAUCCCCUGUAAUGACAAAGCAGUGGAGAAACUGUCUCGUCUGGCUACCACUUACAUCAAUGAGGAUCGCACUGAUGGCUAUAAGUUUGCCCUCAACCGCAUUGCAAACGUCCACCUGCACGCUCAGGGCCCAGCGGGCAAUGUGUAUUACCUGGACCUGGAUGUCCUGGAGACCAAGUGUCACAUAGGCAGCCCGAAACCAUGGAAACGCUGUGACAUCCGACCGUUCAUGGAAACACAAAUCUCUGGUAACUGUAACACCACUAUUCUCCACACACCAGAGGGAUACUCCUACCUGUACAGCUACGACUGCACUCUUGUUCCAGACCCCCCAGAGAAGCUCCAGCAGACUUGCCCAGCCUGCCCCCUCCUGCUGCCUGUAGAAAGCCAACAGGCCAUGAAAGCUGCUCAGGUCACACUGGCAUCCUAUAAGAGGCAGUCCAGACUGGGUGCAGACCUCGGAGUGAAGAAGAUCACUAGAGCCUCAGCACAGGUUGUGCCGGUGAAAGCCAGCUUUGUGGAGUACACGGUCCAACAGUGUCCAGAGGGAGUGACAGAAAGAGGCACCUGCCAGCGAAUUACGCUCGACUCUGACACAGAGACUGCAGGUUUCUGUGCAGGAUCUGUGCAUGGAGACUUGAAUGUCCAUCCUGAUGUCCAGGUGUCCUGUGAGAUGUUCAAAGUACAGAAUGUGGACAUCCUCAGACCAGUGCAGCCUCAGGGCCUUGACCUCCCCGAGGACCCGGUGCUCCCAACCUACACCCCACCGAUCGAUGACCCAGGAAACGAUCCACAGCCCAUUCCUUCUGACCCCACACUGCCCCCUGCUGUUCAGCCGUUUGACCCCACGCCUGUUCGCCCUGUGCCCUUUGACCCCUCAGUUGCGGUAACCUCCACUCACUGCCUCAGCUCAUCUUCCAGUGAGUCUGCUGAAGGUCUGGUAAACCGGCAACAGCAACCACCAGUUGCUGGUCCUUUUGAUUCAUCCUCUGAAGAGAUAGGAGGCCCCGUGGCUUUGCGACCACCCUUCAACUUCCGCUAUCAGAGGCGUGACCGCAAGAAACGGCAGGCCCUGGUGGAGACGCCGCCCUCUCACAACCCCUUCUUCCUGUCUGAUUUCCCCAGUGGGGCCUCUCCUUUCCGCUCUUGUCCUGGUCCUUCUCGAUACACCACAGUUUAACUGGUGCUGCUCAGGAGUCCAUCUGUUCACAUCUAAUGAAUCCAGUGAGGGGGUAGACUGAACUAAAGUGUUCCACUCCCUGUCACUGGAGGCUUGCAUAAUUCGUGUUAAGAAGAAUGCUGCCUCUUUCCACUGGCCCUGAAAUUACCCACCGCCGCGGUAAUACUGUUCCCAAAGCAGCCAAAGUUUAUGUCAAAUGUAUUUUAAAAAGUCUUCAAAUAUUUGAAGAGUUUGAAUAAAUGUUGGUUUGCAUUCCCUGUCAUCUACUUGAAGAAGGUAUAUACUUAAAAUAGCAGUCUGACAAUACUUCCAGUAACUAUUUUGGUGUUAUAAAGCAAUAAAAUUUUGAUUUCACAGCU